Molecule: messenger RNA, 4505 nt
Organism: Bombyx mori (domestic silkworm)
Lineage: Eukaryota; Metazoa; Arthropoda; Insecta; Lepidoptera; Bombycidae
Product: trafficking protein particle complex subunit 12
Exons: 11
Coding region: 242-1954 (570 amino acids)
Cellular component (GO): Golgi apparatus; TRAPP complex
Molecular function (GO): protein binding
Source: RefSeq, a predicted model, not a curated record
GUUGACAGUGUCAACCAACGUCAAACAUCUAAAUAUGUAUGAAACCAUAUGAAACAUAUUUGUAGUUUGUACCUUUAUAAUAUAAUUUCCUGUUCAUAUUUAUUAAUCUAAAACAAAAAUAUUAAUUAGAAUCAAUUAUAUAAGGGAUUUAUGGCAUUCAUGAAUAAUGCGAAACCUGAAAUGUAAAUGUGGACUGUAAUCUAAACGUCUUGAAGAAAAUCCUGUUCGUCAUUCAAAUAAAAUGGAUAAUAAACCGUCAUUGAGUCAAUAUUUCGGAGGAUCAGAGAUACCACCAGCUUCUCAGUUCUUCGACGAAAUCGGAACAUCGCCAUCAGAUAUGAUACAAAGCGUUUAUUUAGGUGAAAGCGAAGGGUCUCGAACAACAGCACCCAGUGUUUUCACGUCAAGUACGUCAGCAACAUUUUCUCAACCGUCCACUCUUGAUGAAGUCACUUUUUCAAAUGUUGUACCCACUGUGAGUGGGACCACAUCUCUACCUGCCACCAGCUUGCCUGAUCCAUCAACGUUUUUCGAUACAAUCGGCCCUGAACCUACUAUAGGGCUGACAAAACCUGUAACAACUACAGCACUGACUGAUGCUAUGGACGGAUUGAGUAUUAAGAAUCAACCUGUAGACAAAGAUGCAGAAAGAAGACGGGACGCUUGGAUACCCAAUGAAGAAGCCAAGAAGACAUUGAUGAAGGCACAAUCGUCACCUAAAGGUUCAUUUUUCCCUGAGAGAGAAGUGUUGACCAUGCCAGGAUUGGUGCUUGAAGAAGAACUGGCGGACGCGUUACAAGAGGUGGCGGUGAAGUACCUGGGCGUGAGCUGCGCGGGCAGCCGCGGGGUGGUGCGCGCCGACCACGUGACCCGGGACGAGCCCGGCCUCCGCGAGCUCAUCCGCACCGGGUACUUCAGGGCGGCCGUCAACCUCACCGCGGUGCUCAUCAGCGCCGCCGGACAGGGCGUGGGACGGAUGCACAGACCCACGAAGCACACGCCGCGCUCCCUCCAGCUCUGGUUGACGAGGUUCUCCCUGAUGCUGAGGAUCAAGCUACAUGAACCCCUGAUCAGGGAGGCGGAGCAGUUCGGCGACUGCACCAAACCCGACAUGUUUUACCAGUUCUACCCGGAGUCUUACGAGAACCGUCCGGGAUCCCUCGUUCCUUUCUCGCUGAGGCUACUCCUGGCCGAGAUACCGGGGCACGUGGGCAAGCCGGACGAGUCCAUGGACAGACUAUACGCGAUGCUCGAUAUUAUACAGCAGAUGCUGUCGAAUCUCCGCGACGGAAAGACCGAGGACGGCUCUGGUCUCCUCUCGUCGGAGCAGGAUAAGGCGGAGUCGAUACGUUUGUGGAUGGGGAGGGAGACGAGGGUGUAUCAUUCGAUCGUCAACUGCGCUAUAGCCCUGAAGGAUUACAGGCACGCUUCCAACGUGCUGUCCUCGUUGGAACAGGCGUGCAGCACGGCCGGUCAGAAGCGAGCCGUGUGCAGCGCGCUAUGCCGCCUCGCGCUGCUGGCCGGGCACGUGACGGCCGCACGUGCGCACUGCCGCCGCGCCACCGAGAACCGGACGCACGUAUGUCCGACGCCCGACGUGCGCGAGUACGUGGACCUCGGGCUGGUGGCGAUGGCUCAGGGGAAGUACGAAGACGCCUACAACGACUUCGUGAGGGCGGCCGACCAGGAACCCACGAACAUUAUGGUCGCGAACAACAUCUCCGUGUGCCUGUUGUACAUGGGUCGCCUGAAGGAGGCCAUAUCGGUGCUGCAGAAGGCGAUAAAGAGUGACCCGGAACGCGGCCUCAACGAGAGCCUCCUCGUCAACCUGUGCACGCUUUACGAACUGGAGUCGUCCAAGACGAACGAGAAAAAGCUCAAUCUGUUGCGGAUGCUGUGCAAGUACAAGAGCGACACGAUACCGAACGUUCUCGAAUGUCUGAAGCUCGCGUAGGCUCUGCGGCUAGCAGUGAACACGUAAGCUCAACUAAAGACUUCGUCAAACAGGUGGCUUGGCUCGAUAGGCAACGGCUUGGCUUUGUCCCUGGUAUUUCUGAAGUCCAUGGGCGACGGUAACCACUCACCAUCAGGUGGGCCGUAUGCUCGUCUGCCUACAAGGGCAAUAAAUACAAAAUGAAAAAAAAUUAUACACAUUCACUAGGACUCUAAAAUGAAAUUUGAAAAAAAUUACAACGCCUAACGUCAAAGCGCCCUAACGCCGCGACAUAGCGUUGCGUACUUACAGCGCUGGCGCUCUUUUUUUUUUUAUAAGGGAUUUUAUGGCCCGGUAACUAAGACCUUUAAGUCAUAUCUUAUUUUAAUUUAUAUUCACAUAUUUUUAUGAAAAAUGAUAUUAUGCAGUGUAAUGAAAUGAAGAAGCGCUGGCGCUCUGUAUGACAGUUUGUUACCAUAAUAGUACAACACAUCUCGGCGUCAUAGCGUGGCGUCAGUUUAGCGUUCUGACGCGCGCUAAGUACGCGUUCUGUUUGACGAAGCCUUUAUUCAUAGCGUUAAAGCGAAUAGUGAUGAGCUAGAAACGGGAUGAUGUUCCGCUGAGUGAGACGUCAUAUGUGUGCCACGGUCAAUUCGAUAUAUGAGUCGUCUAUUAUCAAAGGUGGCAAUCUGUGCAUUUGGACAAAAAAAUGUUAUUGAUAUAUCAAUACAGAUUGAUUUGAAUAUAAUCGUCUCCUUCAAAGAAUACGGUUCAAAACCUGCAUUAAAUAAAGGUUAAUAGUUAACCUGUUAUUUAUCUAAGAUGUCGUUCCGAAGAGUUUUGUGACUGCCAAUGGAAUACAAAGUCAAUAAUUCGUUUUUCUGAUUUACCAAUAAUUGUCCAAAAGUCAGAUUGCCGCCUUUGAUAAUAGUCGACUCAUAUGUGUGCUUAGUGCGAGUUUUUUAACAUUCUCGAUAUUUAGAAGUCGUCGCGGCCUAAAGGAUAAGACGUCCGGUGCAUUCGUGUUGAAGCGAUGCAACGGUGUUCGAAUCCCGCAGGCGGGUAUCAAUUUUUGUAAUGAAAUACGUACUUGACAAAUGUUCACGAUUGACUUUCACGGUGAAGGAAUAACAUCGUGUAAUAAAAAUCAAACCGCAAAAUUGUAAUUUACGUAAUUACUGGUGGCAGGACCUCUUGUGAGUCCGCACGGGUAGGUACGCAUUUCUGCCGUGAAGCAGUAAUGCGUUUCGGUUUGAAGGGUGGGGCAGCCGUUGUAACUAUACUGAGACCUUAGAAAUUAUAUCUCAAGAUGGGAGGCGCAACAUAAAUAUGUUGUAGAUGUCUAUUAGCUCCAAUAACCACUUAACACCAGGUGGGCUAUGAGCUCGUCUAUACAUUUAAGCAAUAAAAAAAAACGCAAAAGUUAACUCAAAUUUGUAUGGAGUUAGAACGUUUUCCUACGUUUGCCGCUAGGGGCGCUGUUCGUGUUAACUUUUACGCUAUCGAGAACGUUAAAAAACUCGCACUAAGCACACUGAACUAUGCGCUUAGCUUUUAAGCUCGUAAUGGCAGUUGAAACGGUGAACUUUCUAGAAAUUUUCCAAAAUCAAAAAAUUGUUCGCUUCGAGUUUCUCCGGAAACCUUCUAUUACAAUGUCACUGUCUGUUUGCCUCUUCCCCGAGGCUUAUAUUAAAUUUUCAAAUAACAUAUUUAAAGAAAUAUUUAUAUAAAAAAAAUGUGAGCCGUCACGGGACGCCUGGCAGAUGUGAAACAUCGACAUUAUUUUGUAAAAGUAAUAUGCAGAAAAGAACAGAUCGUGAUAGGAACUAAAUGAUAAAAUAAAAUAUUACGAAAAAAUAAUUUGUUUUUAAGUAAAACACAGGUUAUGUGUACUGCUGUAGUAAACAACACUGUAUACACUACGGAGUAUACACUAUAGGUAUCCGAGCUCAGUGUAGCGAGAGAGAUGGCUUAACGCCGGAUCGAGUGGGAGAGAAUCGCACAGUCGAUUGCGCAUGGCGACGCGUCGCCACGGCACGCGUCGCCACGCCAGAAAUCGGUUUUACGUGCGGCUAUAGAUGUUUCACAUCAAAACAUUCAUACGUGGCAACACUGUUCGCUUUUUUAAAUUGCAAUUGUCGAAGUUCAAAUAUUUCUUGAUUGUACUUGAAUAUCUCCAAAUGACAACGUAAUUAUUUAUGCUCUUUAUGUUAAUUACAGUGGUUACUGGUAAUUAGUGGUAAUGCAAUUCAAAUAUUUAGUUACGAGUGUAGAGAUAGCACGCUACGACGUCUAUGGUUCAAGUUUUUGAAGUGAACACUUCUUUAGCAUCGUUGUGAUUCGCAAGUCAAUGAAACGAAAAAGCGACACUAAAAAGAGAUAGAAACAUAAAUUCAUAAGAUUUAACGUGAGAGAAAAUGAGAUAGGAAGCAUUCAUUAUACAGUGUUUCUUAUCUUCUUGGUUUUCUUUGUGCCCUGCUUCGUAACUAAUAUUCGCACUUAAUACAUUCUGAAUAAAUCUAUGUAAUAUAUAAUAAAUAAAUAAAUAAUAAAAUGUAAAAUAAUUAUCAAA